Molecule: messenger RNA, 1407 nt
Organism: Talaromyces marneffei
Lineage: Eukaryota; Fungi; Ascomycota; Eurotiomycetes; Eurotiales; Trichocomaceae
Exons: 2
Coding region: 1-1407 (468 amino acids)
Source: RefSeq, a predicted model, not a curated record
AUGGCGAAACAACAACAAUCCAAACCAGCCUGGACCACCACCUCACCGCGGGUGUUGAAUAUCCUUCGCCCACGAAUACUCGUUCCGUUAAGCUGCGCGUUAGCACUAUUAUUAUCAGCAUGUCUGCUCGCGCUUCAAUUUGAAAAUCAAAGUUAUGCUUUGCAACUACAGCUUUUCCGACCGAGCCGAUACUUUGAGAAAGAGUGCUAUGCGCCCGCCGAAUCGGCCACGGAUCGCUUACAACAUGGGAUGACCGGCAUCAGCGACGGAGAAUGGCAGUUUAAUCCUAGCCGCGAUGCGAAUAAUUAUGCGUUGAAUUCAGAGCAAUGUCUGGCCGCGUUUCCUAAGAUGUUUAUUGAGAUUGACAGGAGCGUUGCGCUGCGGAAAGAGGCCAAUAAUCCCAUCACAUUCAAGGAGAUCGACUCGAGAAAGAAGCUGGGACAGGGCAUGGCAAGAGCGAUGAUCUAUCAGGGCGAGCUCUACAUCAUCGAGUAUGGCGACAUGAUGUAUACUGCCUCACGCGCGAAGUCAACCCUCCAUUCUCUCCACCGUGCUUUGGUAGCCAUGCCCGACGGUGAAUCGCUUCCUUCGAUCGAAUUUCACUUCUCCGCCGACGACUUUGUCUGGGACGACCUCAAGCUGGCAGGCGGCCCGGUAUGGUCAUACUCCAAGCGUGACACUGCCGACAUUGAUGAAGAGGACGUCGACGACAGCAAUAUAUGGCUGAUGCCUGAUUUUGGAUACUGGGCCUGGCCUGAGGUCGAUAUUGCGCCGUACCGCGAAACACGCCGUCGCAUUGCCGCUGUUGAUGCCGAGUUCGAAAGUUUUCAAUCGAAAAAGAAACAACUCAUGUGGAGAGGCAGUCUAAAUACGGCCGUUGAGCUACGAAAUGGGUUGCUCGAGGCUACGAAAAACAAAUUCUGGGCCUCCGUUCGAGUGGUAGACUGGGGCAACAAAACUAGUAUGGAGGAAAACAUCGUACCGAUUGAGGAUCACUGUCGCUACAUGUUUUUGGCUCACACCGAAGGACGCUCAUUCUCCGGACGAGGCAAAUACUUACUCAACUGCCAUUCAGUCUUCAUCACACAUCCCCUCAUCUGGCGGGAAGCCCACCAUGCCGCAUUCAUAUCAUCCGGCCCCGAAGCAAACUAUAUUGAAGUCGCAAGAGACUUCUCGAACCUGGAAUCGAAAGUGGAAUAUCUGCUUGACAACCCACAAGUCGCGGAACGCAUCGCCAACAACUCCGUCGCUACUUUCCGCGAUAGGUACCUCACCCCGGCGGCCGAAGCGUGUUACUGGCGGUACCUGGUACGCAAAUACGGCGAAGUCUCCGAUUUCGAGCCUAAACUAUAUGACGAUCGAACGGGGAAGAUGAGAGGACAGCCUUAUGAACAAUGGGUUCUUUAA